AUGGAUAUCUAUCUAUCUAUCUAUCUCAGUCUGUUCAUAUCUAUCUAUCUAUCUAUCUAUCUAUCUAUCUAUCUAUCUAUCUAUCUAUCUAUCUAUCUAUCCGAUUCUAUUUCUUUCUUUAUCUAUCUAUCCAUCUAUCUAAUUCAUUUCUAUUCUAUUCUUUCUUUCUUUCUCAUGAUCUAUCUAUCUAUCUAUCUAUCUAUCUAUCUAUCUAUCUAUCUAUCUAUCUAUCUAUCUAUCCAAUUCUAUUUCUUUUUUCUUUAUCUAUCUAGCCAUCUAUCUAAUUCAUUUCUAUUCUAUUCUUUCUUUCUUUCUUUCUUUCUUUCUCAUGAUCUAUCUAUCUAUCACUAUCUAUCUAUCUAUCUAUCUAUCUAUCUCAUUUUGUUACUAUCUCAUUAUAUUUUUUCUUUCUUUCAUGCUAUCUAUCUAUCUAUCUAUCUAUCUAUCUAUCUAUCUAUCUAUCUAUCUAUCCAAUUCUAUUUCUUUUUUCUUUAUCUAUCUAUCCAUCUAUCUAAUUCAUUUCUAUUCUAUUCUAUUCUUUCUUUCUAUCUUUCUUUCUAUCUAAUUCUCUCUUUCUUUCUUUCUUUCUUUCUUUCUUUCUUUCUAUCCGAUUCUAUUUUCUAUCUCUAUCCCAUUUUGUCAAUAUCUAUCUACCUCAUUGUAUUUCUUUCUAUCUUUCUUUCUUUCUAUCUUUCUUUCUUUCUUUCUUUCUUUUCUGAUGAUGAUGAUGAUCUAUCUAUCUAUCUAUCUAUCUAUCUAUCUAUCUAUCUAUCUAUCUAUCUAUCUUCCUUGUCAAUAUUUUUUAUCUCUGUUUAUUUCUCUACAUGGCUGAUAUUCUUUCUUUUCUCCUUUAUCUUCUCUUUUGAAGACGUGUCAUCACGUCUCUCUACCUGGGGAUGGUAG
Acanthosepion pharaonis is the source of this 903-nucleotide messenger RNA. NCBI's taxonomy places the organism in Eukaryota, Metazoa, Mollusca, Cephalopoda, Sepiida, Sepiidae. The record is from the annotation of a GenBank genome assembly.